AUGAAAGGCAGGCAUCAAUUCCGACGCCGUUUCAGCUUACAGCCAUCGUUUCUGAAAGAAGAGUCCGAAGAAGAGAGAAGACCGCACAGACCAGAGAGAACGGAACAUACUGUAACAUCAAGCAGUGGAAAUCUAGCUAAUAAUGCAGUCAGACACAAAAUAGUCGUCAUGGGUGCAGCAAAAGUCGGCAAAUCAUCAUUAAUAUGCCAAUUCUUAUACAACACGUUCUCACCAAAAUACAAGCGAACCAUAGAGGAAAUGCAUCAUGGAGAUUUCAACGUAGCUGGAGUUAGAUUAACACUAGAUAUUUUGGAUACUUCUGGGGCUUACGAAUUCCCAGCUAUGCGCGCUCUGUCUAUGCAAUCUGCUGACGCAUUUAUACUGGUUUAUGAUGUCACAGACGCAAACAGCUUCGCUGAAGUUCGGGCGCUUAGGGAUCAAAUUCAUGAAACUAAAGAAAGUACCGCAGUACCCAUAGUUGUUGUCGGAAAUAAAGUAGACCUGGCGGAGUCUGGGGAGAGAGAGGUGGAAUUUCAUACCACAGAGUCCGUCGUAACAGUGGAUUGGGAAAACGGAUUCGUAGAGGCAUCUGCUAAAGAUAACAUCAAUGUUUCUCAAAUAUUUAAAGAACUGUUGGUGCAGGCUAAGGUCAAAUAUAAUUUAUCACCAGCUUUACGGCGACGACGACGACAGAGUCUACCGACUGGACCUCAGGGUCCUCCAGGUUCCAGUCCAUCGCCGUCUUCAAACCCGCCUCAUGUCCCUUCACCGGCACAACUUGCUCAUUUGCAACAGAUCAGAGAGCGUCACGCCAAUAGCAAACGCAAUUCAUGUGUCAUUUCCUAA
Molecule: messenger RNA, 846 nt
Organism: Danaus chrysippus (African queen)
Lineage: Eukaryota; Metazoa; Arthropoda; Insecta; Lepidoptera; Nymphalidae
Source: the annotation of a GenBank genome assembly